CCAGACAUUUUUAUUAUCUUUUUGUAUUAUAUAUUUUUUACUCUUUCUCUUUUCCUCUCUCUCUCUCUGCUCCCGAUGUAUGGUGGAAUAGUCAUGGCGGCGAAGAUCGCACGGAUCCCUGGCCUGAAGCUUCAAGCGACCCGAGCCUUCGCGCUGCAGGCUGCCCCCAAGGCGUCGCAAGGCCAGGUUGAGUUCCUGCCCAAGCAAGAUGUUGAGACGACCACACUGCCCAACGGCCUGACAGUGACUGCCCUUGAGAACUACUCGCCCGUCACGCGGCUCGCCAUUGUGGUCAAGGCUGGUGCCCGGUACGAAGACGGCAGCAACCUUGGCAUCACCCACACUCUGCGCAAUGCAGCUACACUGGCCACCAGGAGCCACUCCAAGUUCGCCAUCACCAAGAAUAUUGAAUACCUUGGUGCUAACCUGACGGCUUGCACCACACGGGAGCACCUCAUCUACCUGCUGGAAUGCAACCGUGACGAUGUCCACCUGGCACUCAAGUUUGCCGAGGAGGUGGCCUUCCAGCCGGCCUUCAAGCACUGGGAAGUGGACGAUGUUGCGCCCCACCUUCACAGGGAGCUGGCCCUCUUCCGGCAGAACCGGGAGGCUGUUCUCAUGGAGGCUCUGCAUGCGGCUGCCUUCCGCGGCGGGCUUGCCAACUCCCUGUACAUCAACGACUUCCUGGUUGGACGCUACUGCCACGAAAAGCUGGCCCAGUUUGUGAAGAAUCACGUGAGUGCGCCCCGUGCCGUGGUGUCUGUGGUCGGCGCCGAAUGCAAACGGGUGGCAGAUGCCCUCAAGGGCCUCGAGCUGUCCACCAAACCUGGGGCCGAGUUCCUGCCCUGCAAGUUUGGCGCAGGCGAAUCCCGCCUGGAGUGUGCGGGCCAGUUUGUGGAUGCGGCGGUGGUGGUGGAAGGUGCGGGUGUGCGCAACCCCAAGGAGUGCUUCGCCCUGGGGGUCUUCGCGCACCUGCUGGGCACGGGGCCCCGGCUGCCGUACAGCGAAAGCCUGGCCACCAAGUUGGGCGAGGCGGCAGCCAAGGCCACCCAGAAGCCGUUCGCCGCAAAGGCACUGAACAUCAACUACACAGACACAGGACUCUUUGGUGUUGCCCUGGCCGGCCACCCAGAUGACAUGGAUCAGCUGACCAAGGCAGUGUUGAGUCAGGUGCGGACUGUUGCUCAAAAAGUCGCCGACAAGGACGUCCAGGAUGCCAAGCAGAAGAUGAAGGCGGCAGUGCAGUACGGCCGGCAGCACCUAUCAGACCUGGCACUUGAGAUGGGCGUGCACGUGUCGCGUACCGGGCAGCCCUGGCGCCAUGACGAGCUCCUGCAGGCCAUCGAUGCCGUUACCACCCAGGACGUUGCCACGGUGGCAGCCCGGGUGUCAAAGGGCAAGCCAGCCAUCGCUGCCGUGGGACGCCUGCAUAAGACUCCUCACGUCGACGAGCUCGUCUAGGAGGGUGCCGUAGUUGCAAUUGCUGCUGCCUGGACACAUAGGUGGUUGCGCAGCUAGGAAGUGCUGUUAAUAAAUCAUUUUCCCGUC
This is a messenger RNA of Dermacentor silvarum, 1548 nucleotides long. RefSeq names its product cytochrome b-c1 complex subunit 2, mitochondrial-like (gene UQCR-C2). The transcript is spliced from 13 exons. NCBI's taxonomy places the organism in Eukaryota, Metazoa, Arthropoda, Arachnida, Ixodida, Ixodidae. Bases 76 to 1461 code for a protein of 461 amino acids. The record is from RefSeq and is a predicted model, not a curated record. Gene Ontology annotation, cellular component: mitochondrion. Gene Ontology annotation, molecular function: metal ion binding.